ACCUAUGGACCGGUUUUGUUGCCUGAUGUAACUCGGAUGAAUUUUACAAAAUUGGUGUUCAGUUGUUCACGACUUAUGCUUACAAUACUGAACUGAGUUUCUCCACUACAGGAAAGUAUUGGAGACAUGAUGCAGGUGUCAUCAGCUCAUCUUCUUGGUUUAGCCAGGACUGCAUCAUCUGUAUCAGUUCCUCUGCAACGGGGCAUUCUCCAUAACAACCUGCUUCAGAGAAUCACCCCCUUGAAAUCUGAUCAUCUCUUCCACUCAACCAGUGCAAUGAGGAAUCCUCUACAUAGAUCCCAUAUUUCACUUUUCAAAGCCAUGACAUCACACCAAGGAUGUGUAAGAACUUCUCAAAGUGCCCUCAAACCCUCGUCUCACUUUGGACAAGGAUGCCGUCUAGCUCACACCUCCAAACCAUUGGGUUGCAUGAGUACCACAUCAAGACUCUCCAGGCCCAGUGAAGGUCAAUAUCUCUUCAGGAACUGUCCACUUUAUGCCCUAAGAGGUCUUUGUGUGGCAGCACCAGUGCGUUGCCACAGUUCGCAGAGUAGGAACCAGACUAGGAGUGCAUGGCGGGAGAGGAAUAAAUCAGUCAUGCUCUAUGUAGUAGCUGGAGCUGUCCUCGUGGUCGGGUUUUCAUAUGCAGCGGUUCCCCUCUACACAGUAUUCUGUCAGGCCACAGGGUUAGGAGGUCAGGCUACUGCAGGUCAUGACACUGAGAAGGUGGAGACCAUGGCACCUGUGCGAGGUAGAGAGCUCGUGAUCCGAUUCAACGCAGACACUGCUGCCAGCAUGAGAUGGAACUUCAGACCUCAACAGAGUGAAGUUAAGCUUGUCCCUGGUGAGACGGCGCUGGCCUUCUACUCAGCCAUGAACCCUACAGACAAACCCAUUGUUGGUAUCUCAACGUACAACGUGGUGCCUUUCGAUGCUGGACAGUACUUCAACAAGAUUCAGUGCUUCUGCUUUGAGGAGCAGCGGCUGAACCCUCAUGAACAGGUGGACAUGCCUGUGUUCUUCUACAUCGAUCCUGACUUUGAUGAAGACCCAAAGAUGGCAAAGGUCAAUAACAUUACUCUGUCGUAUACCUUCUUUGAGUCGAAGGAGGGGCUUGAGCUCCCAGACCCAUGGUCAAGGCCGGAAUGACCAUCAGAAUGAACAUCAAAAUGAUUAUCAGAAUCGGUGAUCAUCAUUUAGAAUGACCAUCAGAAAACCAUCGGUUUGACCACCAAAAUGUCAUCAUUAUUAAUUGCUGUUGGACUGGCCAUCA
Molecule: messenger RNA, 1273 nt
Organism: Strongylocentrotus purpuratus (purple sea urchin)
Lineage: Eukaryota; Metazoa; Echinodermata; Echinoidea; Camarodonta; Strongylocentrotidae
Product: cytochrome c oxidase assembly protein COX11, mitochondrial-like
Exons: 5
Coding region: 127-1149 (340 amino acids)
Cellular component (GO): mitochondrial inner membrane
Molecular function (GO): copper ion binding
Source: RefSeq, a predicted model, not a curated record